AUGCCACCCACGCCCAAGGAGAUCAGCGACAACAUUGACAAGGCUAUUGAUGAUUUAAAUACACGCUGGGACCUGGGACUUCCAAGGCUCCAUGGAAAAGCGUCUGCUCCAGCUGAUGAGUCCGAGCGCUUGGCUGGGACAUGCUCGAAGCUCAUCCGAUUCCUUUGCUUCAAGACGGAUCAAACCACAUCGGCUCUGCGCGAAUUCGAGGGGAGAGCACGGCAAAUUCACUCCCAAUGGGUUUUCAAGCCCUCUCAAGAACGAGGCACUCUGCCUGUAUUGCCCGUUACCAAGAGCCUAGUGGUGCGCAAGGCUGGCCUCGUGCGCCUGGGCGAUUCCCAGCGGUCCGCACUUCUGGGGCUUCUGCACAACGUGUUGAAGGAAUCGAAGGAUAAUUAUGAGCUGGCACAAAUGUCUUCUGCGUUCUCAAUCCAGUCAGCUUCUACAUCAGCUGUAUCCUUGGCGACUGCUCCUACAACCCCCGUAAGAGAGGGAGUAUCUCAAAGACAAGAGUCCUUCUUCACGCCAUCGAGCAGCCCUGUCAACAAAAUUGGGAAUCUGCAUAUCGCACCCGUCGAGCCACAGUUGAAGCAUCCUCUAACAAUGUCCACAAAGCGCACAAUCGGCUCUCCAAAUGGGGUCAGUCCUCGCCCUGAAUCUGAGUUUCCACCUGCUCACAUUUUGCCACAGCAAAACAAGCGACAGCAGACACUCUCGGAGUUCUGCCAUUUCAGACCCGCAUCGCCGCCUCUCCCAGAAGCCCGAAACCUCCAAGUGCCGGACCCCAUGAGUUUUGAAACUGCAGUAUCUCCCGCUGCAUCCUCCGUCUUCUCAGUCGCCGAGGGAGAGAACGCAGGGAGAAAGUCGAAUGAUACCUCCAUGGUCAGUUCGCAGGAUGAAGACUCGCAAGACUUGUUUCCAACCCAGGAUUACAAUGAGAUUUUCGAUGACGAAGAGUUCUCCACCUCUUUCAAUGAAUUGAGCAAGACUACAAGUCCGUUCGACCCAACCGACCUCAACUCCAACGGCCCUUUCAUAAAACAAGCAAUCCUGCCGUCAGAUGUCCCAUUCUGGUACUGUUGGGAAUUGCACCGACUUGCGCCUGAUCUUGGCCUAAAACCGAUCGAGCUGUACCGGUCAUUCGGAGAAAUUCACAAGAAAACACCUGUUGCUUCGGAGGAAUUUUGGCACAAGGUCAAGGAGGUUUGUCGUGCAAAGGCUGUGCGACCGCUGCCUCAGAAGUCCGACCUCCCCAGUUGGAUUAUGCAAAACAACAAUUACAUGGAUGUGAAAACGAACAAGGUCGCCCAUUUCACAGCUGCCCUGGACUGGAACGAAGACAGUUCCCAGGGACUGCUUAAACUUCGACUCAACGCCCUCCAGCUAGUGCAGUCAACCCGCUUCCAUCGAAAAUUUGGUGCCGACAGAUUUCUAGCGCUUAACGGACCCCCAUUCAUGCUCCCCGACAAAUUAUGGUCACUCAGCUCCAAGAAUCUGCCAUUGUACGACAAGGUGAUCGAUUUUCUGGCGUCGGGCUCGCACUUCAUUGCAGGACGUAGCUGGAGAGUAUGCUUCAUCGAGGAGGUGAAAGGGAGAACACGGCGCACUAAGGCGGAACCGCGGCGUUCAAGGAUCAUCCUCUUUGCCGAGACUGGGUUUGACAUCGUCCCACGACCUCUCUUGAACCUCAACGUUGCAGAUCUCAAGGUUGACGGCCAACACCAGAAUAUCACACGGCAAGGACUGAUGCAAUGGCAUAUGCCUCUGAAUGCCAAUUCCAAUUCGAUGGACCUCAAAUUAUUCUCCAGAUGGAGCAUUGGCUUCUCGAGGACAACUCCGACGAUAGAGCUUCAGCGACAUGAAUUUUUGUACAGAGACGACGAACUUGGUGACCUACCUGGUGACGGAUCAGAACGCAAGGUCAUGAAUGAUGGCUGUGCGUUGAUGUCCUACCCACUCGCCAAAGCCGUUUGGGCAGCGUACGGCGGCGAAGGUGAGCCACCCUCUGCUGUCCAAGGGCGUAUCUCAGGCGGCAAAGGUCUUUGGUUGGUGGAUUAUCAGAACAAGUACACCCCUGUCAGUGAUAGAGGUUACUGGAUUGAAAUUUCAGAAUCUCAGCUCAAGAUCAAGCCACACCCGCGUGACCGUCAUGAUGCGGAUGCUGAUGCCACUUUGCGAACGUUUGAGGUGUUGAAAUAUGCUAGCGAGUGCAAGCAGGCUCAUCUGAACAUUCAGCUGAUUAAUAUCCUGGAGGACAGGGGAGUUUUGCGCUCGGUUCUUCAGGAAGCAUUGCAAUUGGAUGUGCAAUCGUUCUCAAGCACUCUUACGGAAGCGAUGAACGACCCGAGAUAUCUACGGCUCUGGAUGCAAGAACAUGCCCCUUCGUCCCGACUUGAGGCUAAGAAAGUUUUGGGCUCAUUUCCCGCCAACCACAAAGAGCAAAUGAAGCUCCUGUUGGAAUCUGGCUUUCAUCCGCGGACAUGCCAAAAACUCAUCGCCAAUGCUUAUCGUCUGCUCAGUGACUACAUGACCGAUUACAUGGACAAAAUGUGGAUUCAGAUACCACACUCUACAGCUGUGUUCUGUGCACCGGACCCGUUAGGAGUGCUCGCUCCUGGCGAAGUGUACCUUGGUUCUUCAAGCUCUAUCACACAUCCCGUUACAGGGCUCAGGGAGAACACGCUCGAAGGUCUUGAACUCCUCGUGGCUCGAAAUCCAGCGCACCUGGCAUCUGACAUGCAGAAAUGCCGAGCGGUCUACAAACACGAGCUGCGACACUACAAAAAUGUUAUUCUGUUCCCACAGCGAGGAACCGUCCCUCUUGCAUCUUUAUUGUCCGGCGGCGACUAUGAUGGUGAUGUUGUGACAUGUAUUUGGGAUCCUGAAAUUGUGCGACAUUUCUGCAACACCGACGUGCUACAAAUGCCGACAGAGACUGAGUGCGAUAUGGUUCAGCGCUCAGAACCAAUAUCUGCGAUUUUCAACGUUGGACGCCCCCUUGAUGAAGCUUUCGAGGAGUAUUUCCGCAAGUGUAUUGCUUUCAAUGCUCGGUCCAACCUGCUUGGCUCGUGCGCUGCAGAGCAUGAGAAGUUGAUCUAUGCCCUGAGCCAAAAACGACACCCUAACAAAUUAACACAUUCUGGUGCCGUGAAACUAGCAGCUCUUGCAGGUUUUCUGGUCGACAGCACUAAGCAGGGUUGGGACCUGACAGAGACAAUGUGGCAUGAGAUCCGUGCGAGAGCGAGUGGAAGCAGCCGCUUGCAAGAUCCGGCGUAUAAAGACGACACUCCUCGAAGGCAGCCAGGACCAUACCUGAACGUAGUAGACUAUCUCAAGUUUGAUGUUGCCCAGGCCUUGAAGGAACAAGUCCUACGAGAAUUCGGGGGAUUAGACAAAGACCAAAAAGUCCUUAAAUACGACAGGGAUCUAAGUCGACAUUGGCUUCACUGGUCGUCUGCGAUAGAAGAGGACAGAAAAAGAAAGAGGCGUGAAGCUCGGUAUCAGUCUGCACCAGACACUUCUAACACAACAGGAUCUCCGCAUCAAGAGGUCGAAGCACGAGCUAUGACAGACCUGGAGAAACUCACCGACUUGUUGGAAGGCACGCAUGGUCUCCUUGAUCAAAUAAAAGACCUGGAUGCACAAUGGAGCAGAUUGGUCCCUCAAAUGGGCCCUGACCCGACCCCGAGCGAAGGCAUGGAUUGGAGUAAGUACAGUAUUGCCGUUGAAACUGUGUAUGAGAAGUUUCGAGACAUCCAACCGAAGCGGCUUGAUCAUGAGCUGUAUCGUCGCUACGAGGCAGAAAAGGACCAACCCUUCUCCGACUGGGUUCUUCUCAAGGCGUCAUGCCUACAUAUGGUGGUGUGCUCGAAAGGCUUUUUCCCAGCCUGGGUGUGGUAUGUUGCCGGACGAGAACUCUGUUAUUUGAAGGCUCUGCAACACACAGGCGGUAUACAAAUCGUUGUGUCAGAGAUCCACGACCUUUACAAGGUGGACGCGAAGUUUGCCAGAGCCUUGCUGGAAGGUUGUCGUGGCGAUGGAGCUGACGAGGAGAAUGCCGUUGAUGAAGAGUACUUGAUGGAUGACGAUGUCGGAUUGGAAAUGGACUGAUGGUUGGAUUGGUACGAUGCGAAAGAUCGGGAGAGACCAUGAUACCCCUGGAUUGCGUUCCACGAUACCCCCUUUUGUU
Molecule: messenger RNA, 4189 nt
Organism: Cladophialophora immunda
Lineage: Eukaryota; Fungi; Ascomycota; Eurotiomycetes; Chaetothyriales; Herpotrichiellaceae
Exons: 2
Coding region: 1-4110 (1369 amino acids)
Biological process (GO): siRNA processing
Cellular component (GO): nuclear RNA-directed RNA polymerase complex
Molecular function (GO): RNA-directed RNA polymerase activity
Source: RefSeq, a predicted model, not a curated record